UAACAAAGGGCAAUGGAUAAAAAGCCUUCAGCUUCAGUUCUCUUGUUCUGGUAUUAAUCGCCAGGAUACCACCAUGCGUGCUCUUUUGCCACUUAUAGGGGCACUGUGUGUUUUAGAAGCAAACAUCUUUGUCUCUGCAGGAAAGAGAAGGGUGACGAGAGAACCUGAUGUGCUAUCUCCCAUUGAUUGCUUGCUGAGCCCAUGGAGUGACUGGGGACCAUGUAGUCCAUGCACAAAAGCAAGGUAUCGCUCUAGGAGUGUCCUGAAGUAUGGACAGUUUGGUGGGAAGCCAUGCUUGGAGCGUCUGGGGGACAGCAUGCCCUGUGUACCAGCCAGUCCUUGCCCUGAAGAAGAAAUGGAAGGACAAGCUGAUUGCGGCAAAGACUUCCGAUGUGAAAAUGGACGCUGUAUAAAGAACAGGCUGAAGUGCAAUACGGAAGAUGACUGUGGGGAUUUUUCUGAUGAAGAUGACUGUGAAGGCAGCCUCCGCCCACCGUGUCGUGACCAUAUAAUUGAUGUAUCUGAGGUUGGAAGAACAGCUGGUCAUGGUAUCAACAUUCUUGGAAUGCAACCCAAGUCAAGUCCGUUUUACAAUGAGUUUUACAAUGGAAUGUGUGAAAGAGUCCGUGAUGGAAAUACUGGCAUAUAUUACCGCAAGCCGUGGAACGUUGCUGUGCUCGGUUAUGAAACAAAAGGAGACAGAAGAAUGACUACCAAGUUAUAUCAAGACCAGGUGACUGCCGUGAAAGUGAUGUACAGCAAGAGAGAAAUGACUAGGGACACUACCUUAUCUCUGAAAUUCCAUCCGACUGAAGUAUCUGAAAAUGGGAGCGUGUCUUUCCAUUUUAGCAGAGACUCCCAUUUUUCUGCAAAUGAAAGUAUACACAAUUUUUUGAAGAUGUCCAAGGGAAAGCAACAAGUAUUUCUUCAUGUGAAAGGAAGCAUAGAAAUGGGACAUUUCCAAAUGAGAAGUCGUGAUGUCCGGCUGACUGACACUUUCCUUGAGGAUGUAAAGUAUCUACCCAGUGCAUAUGAUAAAGGAGAGUAUUUUAAAUUUCUGGAAAUGCAUGGAACUCACUAUGCACGGAAGGGGACUGUAGGAGGCGUAUAUGAACUACUGUAUGUGUUGGACACCCAGUCUAUGAGUUCUCAAGGAGUUUCCAUAGAGGAUGUAAAGAGCUGCCUGGGAUAUAACAUGAAUUAUGGUUUAACAGUUGAUGCCAUUCAAAUCAACAGUGGCGAUAAAAAACGUGAAUGUAUAAAUAAAAACAUUAUAAAUGCUGACAACUUGACUAAUACUGCAAUUAUCCAGAAUGUCAUCUCUUCAGUUCAUGGAGGGAAGAGUACAGUUUUGUCUAGGUUGCAUGAAAUGCUGUCCAGAGCUGGCAAGAUUGUUGAUGUUGAAGACUAUGUCCAGUGGGCUGCUACAUUACCAGAUACCCCGGCAGUGAUAACAUAUGAACCAUUUCCAAUCUCUACACUUAUACCUUUGACCAUACGGGACUACUCUGUAAAGAAACAAAAUCUGGAUCGAGCCGUGGAGGAUUAUGUUGCUGAAUACAACGUGUGCAAGUGUCAGCCCUGCCAAAACGGUGGCACUGUGAUACUGGUGAAUGGAAGGUGUGAAUGUGGGUGCUCCCCCUACUUUAAGGGAGAAGCCUGCCAGACGCCCACACCAGGUUUCACACCAGCUCAGACAGCCACUGAGGGGAGAUGGAGCUGCUGGUCAAGCUGGUCAAGCUGCGACCGAGGAGAACGUGUUCGAACAAGGCAGUGUAACAACCCUGCCCCUAGUAAUGGGGGAAGGGACUGCUUAGGCACAUCCUCUGAACCAGACUAUUGUGGUGACAUCAAAUAGAGACAAAAUGCAGCAGAUGUCUGAUGGGAAAGCCUGAAUGGUUCUCGGAUGUAAGCAUCAAACUUUCUGCAAUCAAGGAGAUUUAAAAGAUAAACCAGAUGCAUUCUGAAUCAUAGAUUUUCAGUUAUUGUUAUCAAAAACAGAGUUGACAAUAAACUUAAGCUGAUGA
Molecule: messenger RNA, 2027 nt
Organism: Hemicordylus capensis (graceful crag lizard)
Lineage: Eukaryota; Metazoa; Chordata; Lepidosauria; Squamata; Cordylidae
Gene: C9
Product: complement C9
Exons: 12
Coding region: 74-1858 (594 amino acids)
Biological process (GO): immune response
Cellular component (GO): membrane attack complex
Molecular function (GO): protein binding
Source: RefSeq, a predicted model, not a curated record